AUCAUUGCCAAAUAUUAAAGGAAUAUAUAUAGUAAAAAUCGUUCGUUUGCGUCUGAAGACCGUGACCUUCGCUGGGCUUUGUGGGCCGCUUUCAUUGCCAUUGCCAGUGUCACGAAGCGAGUGAAAAAAAUCAAUGGAAGACUUGACGCCGUUAACCAACCUUCAACAGAUCGGAGAGAGCGCGAAACGCAAGCCGAAGAUGACAGAACGACAACCGUUGCUGCUGCAAAGCGAUAACUCGGAUUACGAGGGCAAUCGAAGCGGAAACGGCUUAAUAAGGCCGCCGGUACGCAACUCACCGCCGGACAGUACGCUGGUCAAUGUGCACAGCGAGGAUAGCAUCGCAGUGCACGCCGCAGCCGCUGAUGGUGGUGACGAUGACCAGAGCAGUCAGAUAGGCGAUGAAAAUGCCAAAUCAAUGUACAAUCCCACACAACAUCGUACACUGGAGUAUCCCACAUCAAACUUUGACACGUUGGUGCAUCUACUGAAGGGAAAUAUUGGCACUGGAAUUUUGGCCAUGCCGGAGGCGUUCAAGAAUGCUGGCCUCUAUGUUGGCCUCUUUGGCACGCUGAUUAUGGGCGCCAUAUGUACGCACUGCAUGCACAUGCUGGUCAACAGUUCGCAUGAGUUGUGCCGGCGACUGCAGCAGCCAGCAUUGGACUUCUCGGAGGUGGCCUUCUGCAGUGUAGAGACGGGACCGUUGGGCCUGAGACGCUAUUCGCAUUUGGCCAGGCGUAUUGUUACUACAUUCCUGUUUAUUACACAGAUUGGCUUCUGCUGCGUCUACUUUUUGUUUGUGGCUCUCAAUAUUAAAAAUGUAGUGGAUCAGUAUUUCAAGAUGGAUGUGCGCAUAUAUUUGCUGCUGUUACUGCUGCCCAUGCUGCUGAAUCUGGUGCGCAACUUAAAGUACCUGACGCCUGUCUCUCUAUUUGCUGCUGUGCUCACCGCCGCAGGUUUGGCCAUUAGCUUCUCCUAUAUGCUGCACGAUUUGCCCGACACUCACACGGUUAAGCCCGUUGCCACCUGGGCCACAUUGCCCCUGUAUUUUGGCACCGCCAUCUAUGCAUUUGAGGGCAUUGGCGUUGUGCUGCCAUUGGAGAACAAUAUGCGGACACCUGAGGAUUUUGGCGGAAAAACGGGAGUGCUCAAUACGGGCAUGGUAAUCGUGGCCUGCCUGUACACCGCUGUUGGUUUCUUCGGGUAUCUCAAAUAUGGCGAGGGUGUUCAAGCGAGCAUUACGCUAAAUCUCCCCCACGACGAUGUUCUAUCGCAGAUAGUCCGAAUUUCCAUGGCCGUGGCCAUAUUUCUGUCGUACACACUGCAGUUUUAUGUGCCCAUCAACAUGGUGGAGCCUUUUGUGCGCAGCCACUUUCAAACCACAAGUGCCAAGGAUGUGGCUGCCACUGUUUUGCGCACAGCUAUGGUCACAUUUACCUUUUUAUUGGCUGCCGUCAUACCCAACCUGGGCAUCAUUAUCUCCCUUGUGGGUGCUGUCAGCAGUUCUGCUUUGGCGCUAAUUGCGCCGCCUAUUAUUGAGAUGAUAACAUUCUAUAAUAUGGGCUAUGGUCGCUAUAAUUGGAUGCUAUGGAAAGAUUUCCUUAUAAUGAUCUUUGGUCUGUGCGGUUUCAUUUUUGGAACGUGGGCGAGCUUGGCACAGAUCGUAAAGUAGACAAAAUUGCCCCAACACUUACUCCAAUACUUGAAGAUCGUGUCGAAUUUACGACGAAGGCUUUACUGUAGAUUUUACUACAACUCUAUAAUAAGUUAUAAAUAGUACAUUUAGUUUUUUGCUUUUGUUAAUGUACCCAAAGACGUUGACGUUUACAGGUGCUUAUCGGUCCAGCAGUGCUUCGAUUUUAUUUGAUUGUAGAAUUUUUGUGUAUUUUGAUUUAAUUUAUUUGAACUUAGCGCAAUUACUCAAUUCAAUACCAGACAAUAAUUAGACUAAAUGGUUUCUUUUUUUAAUGUGUUUUUUUUUUUUAAUAAUUUGUUUCCAUAUGUUAUUUACAAUGUUGUGUUUAUACUUUUGUGCUAAGUCAUGAAUCGCAAAAUGCCAAAAAGUGAUUUCGUAUAGUAUUCCUAAACAACUAAUGCUUAGAUUUAAAUGUUUAGGGUUUUAGUUUAAGGUCAGCGCAAUUCUUUCCAAUGCCAGUGGCCAUUUUGUUCUCACAAAAAAAAAAACAAAACAAAUGAU
Molecule: messenger RNA, 2197 nt
Organism: Drosophila grimshawi
Lineage: Eukaryota; Metazoa; Arthropoda; Insecta; Diptera; Drosophilidae
Product: proton-coupled amino acid transporter 2
Biological process (GO): amino acid transmembrane transport
Cellular component (GO): vacuolar membrane
Molecular function (GO): amino acid transmembrane transporter activity
Source: RefSeq, a predicted model, not a curated record